GUGAGCUGUAGAAUUUGUGGACGUGUUUAUAUCAGGUUCAUAGUGGCGCAAUGCACACAAACUCGUGCGAGAGUUCCCCUAAGUUCUUAGCGGACUGCUUUGCCUUUUGAAUCAGAGAGUUGCAAAGUUCGAUAAAGAAUGGCCCUUGUGGAUAAGCACAGAGUCAAGCGACAGCGAUUGGACAGAAUUUGUGAAGGUAUCCGCCCUCAGAUCAUGAACGGCCCCCUGCAUCCCCGCCCCCUAGUGGCACUGCUCGAUGGCAGAGACUGUACCGUGGAAAUGCCCAUCCUGAAGGAUCUGGCCACUGUGGCCUUCUGUGAUGCACAGUCCACUCAGGAAAUCCAUGAGAAGGUGUUGAAUGAGGCUGUGGGUGCCAUGAUGUACCACACUAUCACCCUCACCAGGGAAGACCUGGAGAAGUUCAAGGCUCUUCGUGUGAACGUGAGAAUUGGCAGUGGCUAUGACAACGUGGACAUCAAGGCUGCUGGUGAGCUCAGGAUUGCUGUUUGCAACAUCCCAUCUGCUGCAGUGGAGGAGACAGCCGAUUCCACUGUCUGCCACAUCCUCAGUCUGUAUCGGCGGAACACGUGGCUGUCCCAGGACCUACGAGAAGGCACAUGGGUUCAGAGCGUGGAACAGAUCCGUGAGGUUGCAUCAGGAGCUGCUCGGAUCCGAGGGGAAACACUGGGUCUCAUCGGUUUUGGUCGCACGGGGCAGGCAAUUGCAGUUCGAGCCAAGGCCUUUGGAUUCAGCGUCAUAUUUUAUGACCCCUACUUACAGGAUGGGAUAGAGCGGUCUCUGGGCGUGCAAAGGGUCUACAUCCUGCAAGACCUGCUGUAUCAGAGUAACUGUGUCUCCCUGUACUGCAAUCGGAAUGAGCAUAACCACCACCUCAUCAACGACUUCACUAUCAAGCAAAUGAGGCAAGGAGCAUUCCUUGUGAACGGUCUGGUAGAUGAGAAAGCCCUAGCUCAGGCCCUCAAAGAGGGAAGGAUACGAGGAGCAGCUCUCGAUGUGCACAAGUCUGAACCCUUCAGCUUUGCUCAGGGCCCAUUGAAAGAUGCACCAAAUCUCAUCUGCACACUGCACACAGCCUGGUACAGUGAACAAGCAUCACUACAGAUGAGGGAAGCAGCAGCUGCCACUGAGAUCCGCCGAGCAAUCACAGGUCGCAUCCCAGAAAGCCUGCGAAACUGUGUCAACAAGAAAGAAUUCUUCGUUACUUCAGCUCCGUGGUCAGUCAUCGACCAGCAAGCAAUUCAUCCCGAGCUCAACGGUGCCACAUACAGGUAUCCCCCAGGCAUUGUUGGGAUGGCUCCAGGAGGGCUUCCUGCAGCUAUGGAAGGGAUCAUCCCAGGAGGCAUCCCGGUGACUCACAACCUCCCCACAGUGGCACAUCCUUCCCAAGCUGAAGCUAGACGUUUCAGGUCCUCAGCUAUUUUAUUGAGUGGAAAGUCUUGGACAAGAAGGGUUCAAGAAGAAUAA
Messenger RNA from Cricetulus griseus (Chinese hamster), 1485 nucleotides. Lineage: Eukaryota; Metazoa; Chordata; Mammalia; Rodentia; Cricetidae. The record is from RefSeq and is a predicted model, not a curated record.